AUGGGAAAUUCUGGUAGUACAAAUAUUCCUGGUGGUGGUACCGAAGGUUAUCACGUAUUGAGAGUACAAGAAAAUUCACCUGGACAAGCUGCUGGACUGGAGCCAUUUUUCGAUUUUAUCGUUUGCAUUGGGAAUACACGGCUGAAUUCAGAUAACGAUACUUUAAAAGAUAUCUUAAAGCAGCAUGUGGAACGAUCGUUAGAACUUACUGUUUAUAACAGCAAAACUCAAACAGUUCGGCAGACACAAAUUAUACCAUCACAAAUGUGGGGUGGUCAGGGAUUGCUUGGUAUUUCAAUCCGAUUCUGCUCAUUUGAAGGGGCGCGUGAAAAUGUUUGGCAUGUUGUGCAAGUUCAGCCCAAUUCACCAGCAGAAAUUGCUGGUUUACAAUCUAAUUUGGAUUAUAUACUUGGAGCAGAAUCUGUUCUAAACCAGGCUGAUGAUCUUAUUGCCCACUUACAAGCUAACGAGGGCAAACCUAUCAAAUUAUACGUUUAUAAUACAGAAACUGAUUCUGUACGAGAGGUUUCGCUUACGCCGAACUCAGCUUGGGGUGGUGAAGGAUGUUUGGGAUGUGAUAUUGGUUAUGGCUAUUUGCACCGCAUACCAGGUGAUCGACGAGGUCCCCUGAAAGGCGAGGAAAUUGCUGCUAUGCUUGAACAGCAGUUAAAUGGAACAAAUUCAUCGGAUGUAGCACCGUUCAUGAAUGCCGAUAAUUCGUGUCAUUCCGGACCUUCUGCUACCACCAACAAUACUAUCAAUAUUCCUCAACCAGGUAGCACAGGUAUUCCGCAAAUUGAUUCUAUACAAGCUAUUACAAAAUUCCCCGAUCCAAGUUCAUUUAUGCCACCAAUCCUGAGACAACCAGCAGUAUCUAUUAGCGCAACAACAGCAAGUAUGGCUGGAAUAAGUGGCUCUUAUCCAAGUGAUGUAUGUUCUGCAGGACUUUCAGCACCUGUGCAGUCUAUCAUAGAACAACCAUUAACCACUAGUAAUACCAAAAUGAGCAUCACAUCACCUUCUUCAACUGCAUUUCCAACCCUUGAAUUGUCGGCAUCUUCUGGAACUGAACAGGCCUACUCUAUUCAAAAUAAUAGCGCGAAUUAUACAAAUGCUAAUCAAGAAGUGCAGCAGCAACAAAAUUUCAUAGGAAAUUCAGUGGAUACAGAGCAGUAUGAGAGAACAUCGGCUGCUAUCAUUUCUCAGCAGUCUUAUUAUUCAGGACAGCAACAACAGUACAUGCAUGAUCCACAGUACCCAUCACAACCUCCUGUUUAUAACCUAAGUUAUGAAAUCUAUGAAAUGUUUUCUUUUGCAGCUUCGUCUUCAUCUCCUCAACCUAUGGUAGCGAGCAUAGUACCUCAGAUGUUUUCAAAUUUGCCGCGUCAACAGCAGCAGCAAGGAUCAUAUGGAAAUCCACCAUUGCCUCCACAAAUGUCGACAUCUUCCGCAUCUCCGUUUACAAGUUCUUCACAAUAUUCGGGUUUGAAUUUCCCAAUGCCUCCACUAAGUGCUAUGGGUAUUACACAUCUAGCGCCUCCACCAACGACAAUAUCUUUUGGUUUACCGACAUCACCUGCGGCAACGCUUGGACAACAGCAGCAGUUAGAUAUGAGUACUUAUUCCGUAGAGAACCCAGCAUUUAAAUCGGGCUUCCAGAUGGCUGAAAAUAAUCAGUUCGGUUUACCACCACAAGUGCCAACAACGUAUUCCCAGUAA
Molecule: messenger RNA, 1719 nt
Organism: Brugia pahangi
Lineage: Eukaryota; Metazoa; Nematoda; Chromadorea; Rhabditida; Onchocercidae
Source: the annotation of a GenBank genome assembly